ACUGGUCCAGCCCACCAACUGGGUCUCUCUCUCUGACUCUUAAGUGUGGAGUUACAAACCUGUUCUCUCACUCAGGGACUUUCAACUUCAUCUGAACCUCAAAAUGUCAUAUAAUCUAAUCUGAAGCUCAGAUUCGGAUGUUAAUACAGAAACACAGAAAUGUCUGCUGGAACUGCAUCACUCUGCUCCACUUUGUUUUUCAGCAUCCUCAUUUUCGUCUCUGCAGACCAGAAAACCAUCACAGCUGAGUCUGAACAGAACGUCACUCUGACAUGUCGAGCUCCAAACAACAACAUCAAAUCUGUACAUUGGAGCAGAGCUGACCUGACAGAUGGAUAUGUGCUUUUUUACCAAAAAGGACAGUUUGUUCCAGACAACCAGCAUCCAUCUUUUAUGAACCGGGUGGAUCUGCAGGACAGACAGAUGAAGGAUGGAGACGUGUCUUUGAUUCUGAAGGAUGUGAAACCUGCUGAUAGUGGAAAAUAUGUGUGCCGUGUUUUCAUUGAAGAAACUCGUUCAUGGAAGAACAGCAUCAUCAACCUGAUUGUUCCUCCAGGUGAGAUUUAG
Molecule: messenger RNA, 567 nt
Organism: Oreochromis niloticus (Nile tilapia)
Lineage: Eukaryota; Metazoa; Chordata; Actinopteri; Cichliformes; Cichlidae
Product: butyrophilin-like protein 2
Exons: 3
Coding region: 160-567 (135 amino acids)
Biological process (GO): positive regulation of T cell proliferation; T cell costimulation; cell surface receptor signaling pathway
Cellular component (GO): external side of plasma membrane
Source: RefSeq, a predicted model, not a curated record